This is a messenger RNA of Papaver somniferum (opium poppy), 1872 nucleotides long. Its product is annotated as probable N-acetyltransferase HLS1. Gene Ontology annotation, molecular function: acyltransferase activity, transferring groups other than amino-acyl groups. The record is from RefSeq and is a predicted model, not a curated record. The coding region runs from base 412 to 1650 and encodes 412 amino acids. Lineage: Eukaryota; Viridiplantae; Streptophyta; Magnoliopsida; Ranunculales; Papaveraceae. The transcript is spliced from 3 exons.
GAGUCGCUUUCUCUCUCUCUCUAAAAAAACAACAAAAUGGAAAGAGAAAGCGUUCAACAGAUCUCAACUGAUUUAAAAAGGUGACCUCUUCUUCACACGUGAUUCGAGCGAUUUCUCUUCCUCUUCUUCUUCUUCUUCUCCAUUUUGUAUUCCACUUAAUAAUAAUUUGUCAUUUAAACCCCUCUCUCUAUCAUUGCCUGCCCUCCACCUUCCUCUAUAUAAAUCAUUGCCUCUUGCUUUUAAUUGUUACUCAAAAUCCCAAUCCCACUCUGCUUACACCAGUUUUUGGCUUAUCUUCUUCUUCACUGUUAUUUGACACUCAAACUCUCUGUUUCUUCUAAAAUCUUCUCUGCUUGCUUAAAAAUAGUAGUGUUCUUUUCACAAAACCAGUUGUGUAUCAUUGAGAGAGAAAUGAAAGAGAAUGGAAUAACUGUAAGAAAGUACGAUUCAGAGAAAGAUUUUAUAGGAGUAGAAAAGGUAGAAAGAAGAUGUGAAGUUGGUCCAAGUGGUAAAAUGUCUCUCUUCACUGAUAUGUUAGGUGACCCCAUUUGCAGAGUUCGCCAUUCUCCUGCUUCCCUCAUGCUGGUUGCUGAAAUUGGUGAAGAAGAAGAGAAAGAAAUCGUGGGUCUAAUCAGAGGUUGUGUCAAAACCGUUACAUGUGGAAAGAAGUUAUCCAGAAAUGGAAAAAAUGAAAAUUCUUCUUCUCAUUCUAAUCAACAUCACCACAAAACCCUUCCUAUCUAUACUAAAGUUGCCUACGUCCUAGGCCUCCGUGUUUCUCCUUCUCACAGGAGAUUGGGUAUCGGACAAAAAUUGAUUUCAGAGAUAGAAAACUGGUUUAGAGAAAUGGGAGGAGAGUAUUCAUACAUGGCGACUGAUAAAGAUAACGAAGCAUCAGUGAGAUUAUUUACAGAGAAAUGUGGAUAUACUAAAUUCCGGACUCCAUCAAUAUUAGUUCAACCUGUUUUCGCGCACCGAGUUAAGAUAUCUAAACGAGUUAAAAUAUUUCAACUCACUCCUUCUGAUGCUGAAAUUCUCUAUCGACAUCGGUUUUCCACUAUUGAGUUCUUUCCUCGUGAUGUUGACUCGGUUUUGAAUAAUAAACUCAGUUUGGGUACUUUUGUUGCCGUGUUAACUGAUUCUGAUUCGUACGUUUUAGAUGUGAAUCAGUUUUUAUCAACACCACCCGAGUCAUGGGCUGUUUUAAGUGUUUGGAAUUGCAAAGAAGUUUUCACUCUGGAAGUCAGGGGUGCGUCGAAAAUUCGUCGCGGGCUCGCCAAAACUACGCGGUUGAUGGACCGUGCAUUCCCUUGGCUGCGCAUACCGUCCAUUCCGGAGGUGUUUAAACCAUUUGGGUUGCAUUUCUUGUAUGGAAUCGGUGGAGAAGGAAGUGAGUCUGCCAAAUUGACGAAAUCACUGUGUGGUUUUGCACAUAAUUUGGCUAAAGAGAACGGGUGUGGUGUAGUUGCAACCGAGAUAGCAAGCUGCGAACCGGUUAAAAGCGGCAUUCCUCACUGGAAUAGCCUGUCGUGCCCUGAGGACCUUUGGUGCAUAAAGAGAUUUCGAGAGGACUAUAGUGAUGGGUCAGUUGGUGACUGGGCUAAAUCUAAACCUGGUCUCUCUAUUUUUGUGGAUCCAAGAGAAUUUUGAGUAGCAAAUAUUAUGAAAGAAAGAAAGAUAGAUUUUUCUUUUGUUUUUUUGGCUUUUGAGAGUUGAGAUGGAAAUCCAAUUCUCUUUGUAAAUACACCAAUUUUUGUUUGGGGUGUUGUUAUAUGGUCUGUGUGUUUUUUUUUUCUGUUUUUUUAGGCUUGUUUUGGUGUAAGUGUAACUGUUAUGUGGCGAGAUUGAAAUCAAGAAUAUUGGUCUUUAACA